Messenger RNA from Plasmodium berghei ANKA, 2295 nucleotides. RefSeq names its product conserved Plasmodium protein, unknown function. Lineage: Eukaryota; Apicomplexa; Aconoidasida; Haemosporida; Plasmodiidae. The record is from RefSeq and is a predicted model, not a curated record. The transcript has 3 exons. Bases 1 to 2295 code for a protein of 764 amino acids.
AUGAAAACCAUUGAAUUAUUAUACAAUUAUAAUUUAAGUGUUGAUGAAAAUGUUAUAAGAAAUUAUUCAUUAAAUAAACAAAACAAAGAAAAAUUAAAAUUAAAUAAAGAUAGUAUAAUACAAAGAAAUGAAAAAAAAAAACAUGAGCAUAUCAACAAUUAUAUAUAUGAUGAUAUAGGGGAGGAUAAAGUAAAGGAAAUUCAAAAUAUAAAUAAUUUAAAAAACAAAAGAAAUGAAAAUGAACAAAAUAAUUAUAUACAAUAUUUAAUAAAUGAGAAUAAAGAACAAUCAGAAGAACAAAUAGGUUUUCAAUUUAACACAAUUAAUAUGGAAAAUACCACCACAAAAUUAUUAGGUAAAUAUUACCAAUUGAAAAAUGACAAUGAUGAAAAAGAAAACAUAUUUAUAAAUAAUACAAAUACUGAAAUAUGUGAAAAAAUAAAAAAUAAAAAAAAAAAACAAUUUCAUGAAUGUUGUGACUCUUAUUACUCAACUCAGAUUUUAGGAAUAGGGAGAAAAGGAGAAAAUAAAAAUAUGAAUAAUGAUUACAAAUUAAAUGAUAUUAAUAAAUAUGAUGAACUUGAAAAUAAUAAAAAAAAUGAUUUAACUCCAUCUCUAAAUAAUAUAAAUCACCAAAAUUAUGAAAGAAAUGAUGAAGAAGACAGUGAUGAAAACGAUAACAACAAACAUAGUGGUGAACAAAUCAUAGAUAAUAUAAAAUUACAAAUUAAAAAAGAAAUAUAUAAAAAAUUAAAAAUAGCUUUCAAUACUAAUAUGCAAUUUAAUAUAAUUGAUCAAUAUUAUAUAAAAUUUAUGAAAAAAAAGAAAUUUAGAAAAUAUGUUUUAAACACAUCUAAGUUUAUCAUAAUAUUAGGAAAAUAUUUACGUUUGUCAUUUUCCACUAUUGCAAUGGCAUUACAUUAUAUGCAUAAAUAUAAUAAAAAAAAAUUAACAAAAAAAAAUAAACCUAUAAAUUAUAUUAUUGCUGGGUCAUGUAUAUUUUUAGCAUGGAAAUUACGAGAAGAUUUUGAGCAAUGUAAAAAAUCACAAAAAUUAUAUGAUAUACCUAAAGGUAUUUUUAAAUUACUUAAUUAUUUUUAUAAAAAAAAAAUUAUCAAAAAAAAAAUUAAACAAAUUCAACCUGAUUUAAUAUAUAACCACCAAAAUUGUUAUGAAAUAAAAAAUGACGAUACUUUUGAUACACUUAUAGAAAUGGCUAGAAAAAAAAGUGAAAUAUUAGCAUGUGCAAAUGAGCACAAUAAAAGUGUUAAUGUUUCAGAAAACAAUAUGCAAAAUAAAAAAAAAAGAAAAAUAGGCACACAAAAUGAAGAUAUAAAAAAUACUGACAAACACCCACAUCAGGUAAAUAAAGAAGAAGAUGGAGAAAAAAAACACUAUAUGAACUUGUAUAAUAAAUUGAUAGAUCUUAACAAUAUUAUUACAGAUACUGGAUACAUAUCUGAUAUAAAUAAUAUUAGUGAUGUUAGCGACCUUUUUAAUUCAUAUCUUUCGGAGUGCAAUAGCGACGAUUUAUCAGAAUAUAACUUUUCGACGGAAAAAGAAGCAGAAAAGGAAGCAGAAAAAGAAACCGAAAAAGAAACCGAAAAAGAAACAGAAAAAGAAACCGAAAAAGAAACAGAAAAAGAAACAGAAAAAGAUAAUAAUCAGGAAAAUACGAACAAAAUCGAGCAUUACAAUCUUGAUCAAUUAAAUAAAAACGAAGGAGAUAAUGAUAUAUUAAAAAAUCCACAUAUUGACAAAAAUGCUUAUAUACAAAAAUUUAAAAAAUUAUGUAAAAAAAAAAAAAAAUAUAUAAAUAUUUCUUCCUCUAAAUGGGUAUUAAAUAAUUCAGGACAAAAAUUGCAACUUAUUCAAAAAGCCAUAAUAUAUUAUGAAGGAGAAGUAUUAAAAAGUUUUAAUUAUUUUAUAAAACCUAAAAUAUUAUCUUUUGAACUCAUUCCAUUUUUUAUAACAAAUUUUAUAUCAAUAAUGAAUGAUUAUAUACAACCUAAUCACAUUUCCUAUUUACAAAAAUUAUCAUCAUUAAUUAUUCUGGAUUUUUAUAAAACGCCACUUUGUUUAAUAUUUCCUCCAAAAGAAAUAUUAAUUGUUUGUAUAAUAAAGGGGUAUAUUUCCUUAAAGUUGAUAAAUUCGGAAUUGGAUUUAGAGGCUGUAUCUCUUGAAAAUUUUGAAAAUAAAAUAAAGGAGUACGUUCUAUCCGUUAGUGGGGAUAUCCCAAUUGACAUUAACCGAAUAAAAAUGGCUUUGAAGGAAAUAAGGCACCCAUACCAUUAA